Molecule: messenger RNA, 1210 nt
Organism: Acipenser ruthenus (sterlet)
Lineage: Eukaryota; Metazoa; Chordata; Actinopteri; Acipenseriformes; Acipenseridae
Exons: 7
Coding region: 84-1181 (365 amino acids)
Molecular function (GO): ubiquitin-protein transferase activity
Source: RefSeq, a predicted model, not a curated record
AAAACAGCCGGGAAAGUCCAACGUUUAGUAAAGAACUGGUUCUCCUUCCCGAUAAUACAUUUUCACAUGUCCCAAGACGCGGCAUGAAAGCUAUGCUUUUUGAACACGGGCACGUGGUUUCAGCACUGGAAUUUAACGUCAGCUGGGAUGAGCAGGCAGUAUUGGAAUCAAUCAAGAACACAUUCUCUGAAAAACUGAGUUCCUGCAGAAUUGAAAUUCUACUAGGAUGCCAUAAUAAACUCGUGAAACCAUCUUUAACACCUGGGCAAAAACUAAGCGGACACAUGCUUAAAAAGAUCUUUACCCAAAGGUCAAUUUAUGUCCGACCUGACAGGGUUCUUUUAGAACUUGGAGGAAAACGGGCAGAAAAUUCAGAUGAAGACAUCAUUGAUGUAACUGAAGCUCAUGCUCUGUCUUUCUCAUCUGUUCAGCCUUCAGUUUGUGUUGAGAAUACAUCUCAGAGGGAGAAUAUGAGCAGCAAAAGCACAUUUGCUGAUGAUCACUCACUACCUUCAGAAAGCCACAUUUGCAGAUCAGAAUCUGUCACAGCUAAAACCAGUGUAUGUGAGGAUACAUAUAGGAAUUAUGUAGAUCUUUUGGAUACUGGAAGUCUUUCAGACGAUUCAGAUUUAAAUGAAGCCAUUUCCCGAUCUCUUGUGGACAUUCAACCUAUGCUGGAAGAAAGCUGUUCAUUGAAAGAAAUACUUAAGCCCUUUGAAAAUUCACUCAGCAGUGAAGUUGUUCGUUACAAUAUUACAAGGAGAAAUGUUUGGGACGGUACUGUCCGAGCCAUGAGCCGACCUAACUUCUUACCAACCAAGCAGAUGGACAUAAAAUUUACUGAUAAUGAAGGAAUUUCUGAAGGUGCAGUAGAUCUCGGUGGUCCAAAACGUGAAUUUUUGCGCCUAGUUCUGGAAUACGUUCGGGAUCACAGCGGAAUGUUUGAAGGAACACAAGGAAAAAAAGUUCUUGCUUGCAGUAUUGCAGCACUUAAGGGCAACAGCUACUUCUAUGCUGGACAGCUGAUGGCUAUGUCAGUCAUUCAUGGAGGUCCACCUCCUCAGUUUUUGUCUCCAGUUCUUACUGAGGCACUGAUAUGUGGACCUGAUAAAGUAAUUGUAUCUGCAGAGGAUGUGGCAAAUGAAGAAAUCCGUUCACAAAUAAUAUUGGUGAGUUGUUAACUUGUUGUUUUUUUCAUUUCUCAAUUUGA